This is a messenger RNA of Pararge aegeria (speckled wood butterfly), 1331 nucleotides long. It is a transcript of the gene MrgBP, whose product is annotated as MRG/MORF4L-binding protein. The transcript is spliced from 5 exons. Lineage: Eukaryota; Metazoa; Arthropoda; Insecta; Lepidoptera; Nymphalidae. Gene Ontology annotation, biological process: regulation of transcription by RNA polymerase II. Gene Ontology annotation, cellular component: NuA4 histone acetyltransferase complex; nucleus. The record is from RefSeq and is a predicted model, not a curated record. Bases 140 to 901 code for a protein of 253 amino acids.
AGGAUUCAAUCAUUUAACAUUCAACAAAAUAUCAUGUGCGUGUGUUUUGUUGUCUUUUGACUUUAGAAGCGCGUGAGUAGAUUUAGAAAAUUAAUGAAAUAAUAUAUAAUUGAGAGUUCAUUCUUGAAUAAUAAAUAAUAUGGUGUCGAGUGAAGAAGAAGCAGAUAUCAAAACUGGAGACACGGUAGAAUGGGACGUCGACAUGGAGAUCCAAUUAUUUUACGCGAUGGCAAACCACAAGCCGGUUGGUAUAAACAAACACUUUCAAAUGGCUUGUAUUUGGGAGAAACUGUCGAAUUCGAUAACUAAAGAGAUAUCAACAAACGAUAUAUGGAGACAUUUAGAAACCUUGUACGAUAUGACAAUGUUGGAUGAUACGGAACCGAUUCCAUUUCCAAAUCACGAAAACGCUUUUAGUUUGCCGGAAAGCGACUUUGGUUUACUGAUGAAACAAAAAUGUAAAGAAAUUAUACUUGCUGAUGAUAGUGAAGAUGGCAGAAGCCCAUCACCAAAAACGUCUACUUCCAGAAGUAAUUCAAGAGGAACCACAUCUAAGGAUAACACCCCAAAAGUUGGCCGCAAAGACAGUAUAAGUGCCCUUGCAACCAAGACUAGAAAGGAAAGUGGCAGUUCCCAUGCUUCUACGGACACACCUAGUAUCAAAUCUGAGAAAGAAUAUGAUCGAAGGAGAGAUUCAAGAGACUCCAAUGCUUCAGGACCACGAGACAAUUCAAUUAGUAGAAAGUCAAUCUCACAAAGAGACAGACCUCCUAAAUCAAAAGUUAACUCAGCCUGGGAUUCGCCAUUAAUCGAUGAAGACAGCAGUUCCCGACGCGGGCGUCGACGAACAAACACAUCAACACCGCCUGCAACAACCCCGGCGAAGCGCCGUCGCAUGUGACAUUCGCACACUCACUCCUACCACCACUUUUUCUGACACACACAGCGCCCAUGGUGGGGUUGGGGUGACCGUAACAGCGUGCGUCCUAGAAGAAAUGCUGUCACCGUGUUUUCCUUCUAAAUGUAUUCUAUAGACUGUCUUUGGUGUUCAGUGGAAAUAAAAAGUGUAAUGAUUCUUUCUUCUUUGUGUAAUUACAAAUUGAUUAUGAGGUAUUAACAAACUAAAUUUUAAUACAAUUCUAUUCCUAUGCUCUUAUGCGAGUGUUUCAAUUAACACAGAUUACAUUUUGUACAUAGCUCUACAAAGCACUAAGAAAUAUUGUCAAAAUUAUAUUCUUUCUGUAUUUACUGAAAGAAAUAGUACUUAGUGUAGUAUUAAUAAAUUAUUGUUGCCAAGCAUGUUACUUAGAUUAUACCUAACUAUUAAAAUA